CACGCGUGUAGCAUGAGUCUCCCUGUCUCCCUCUCCCUCGCUCUGCUCGUCGCUGCGCUCGCUCCCACCACACGUAUCCAGUGUGUCCAGAUAACGUCACUAGAGGUGCCACCAGAGGUGCGCUAUGGAUCUGGAGCCGCCGUCCUGGACUGCGAGUACAAUCUACUUGCCUCUGAGCUGGCCCCAGGCUCUGGUCUGGUCAUCAAGUGGUUCUGGAACAACUCUCCAGCUCCCGUGUAUCAGUGGAUUCCAGGACAGAGGCCUCAGGACCUUGGUAUGCUUAAGGGCCGGCUUGACCUCCGAUACAGAGCAAGUGACCACAACGCCACAAUGCACCGCGCUCUCUACAUCACCAACCCUACUCCUAAACUGUCAGGGGAGUACAAGUGCGCCGUCUCCACAUUUUGGGACGAAGAUUUCAUGAUAAAAAAGAUGAUUGUUUAUGUGCCAGAGAAGGACUUGACGUUGAUGUCUAGCCGCGCGGACUACGAGACUGUCAACGUGUCAUGUCGGGCCACCGGCGUCUACCCAGAGCCUAAGUUAUUUUUAUACAUUGUCGCUGAAAACAAAACUAGGUUGCUGGUGGCAGGUACGAGGGUAGAGACGACUGCCAGGUCCGGGGAGUACGAUAUACAGCUAGAGGUGUUGCUGUUAUACUGUGGUGUCUGUACAGUAGGUCGCUGGUGGCAGGUUGCUGGUAGCAGGUACGAGGGUAGAGACGACUGCCAGGUCCGGGGAGUACGAUAUACAGCUAGAGGUGUUGCUGUUAUACUGUGUUGUCUGUACAGUAGGUCGCUGGUGGCAGGUACGAGGGUAGAGACGACUGCCAGGUCCGGGGAGUACGAUAUACAGCUAGAGGUGUUGCUGUUACUGUGUUGUCUGUACAGUAGGUCGCUGGUGGCAGGUACGAGGGUAGAGACGACUGCCAGGUCCGGGGAGUACGAUAUACAGCUAGAGGUGUUGCUGUCAGACACGGGGCUGGAUACUCCCACCACACUUUGCUGCGAGUUGAGGAUACCUGAAACAUCGUACCACAAUAAUAGUACUAUUGUCUACUAUCCAGGAAGCACGGACAGUAUAUCUAGUGCCAUGGCUGAGAGUGGAGGCCCUCCGUUGUCGCCGUCCAUCGCAGCGAACCUUCUCUUGUAUUACGUCAUCACCUUGUAUGUUCACCAAAGAGUUUAGUCUACAAUGUUGUUACGUUAUAAAGUCUUGUAUAGUUAUAGUUAUUGAUUUUGUAACUCUACAGUAUUGUAUGUAAAUAUACGAGUAUUAUUCG
This is a messenger RNA of Macrosteles quadrilineatus (aster leafhopper), 1279 nucleotides long. RefSeq lists its product as uncharacterized. Bases 13 to 1185 code for a protein of 390 amino acids. The transcript is spliced from 8 exons. The record is from RefSeq and is a predicted model, not a curated record. NCBI's taxonomy places the organism in Eukaryota, Metazoa, Arthropoda, Insecta, Hemiptera, Cicadellidae.